GGAAGACGCAGUUUUAUUACACAGCUGGGUUACUCUUGCUGAAACCAGGCCGUCGUUUACAUAACGUCUGGGAUUUGUAGUUUUCGUGUUUAUUCGCUACAAUAUAAUAAAAUACGGAUUGAAACUGCUUUAUUUGUCUUCUCCUUUGUCCAAUUUAGGAUAACCUUAAACAGAACUUUGGGAGCAAUAAACAGUAACAUGCCACGCCAGUUGUCGCGCAUAGUCAGAUCCCCCUCUUUGAAAACUUUCACUAAGACUGUUGCGCCGAUCAGCUAGCCCCUCGGCCGAAUCGAUCAGUGUGGUUACCACAGAGCAUGACAGUAGGUAGAGAAGACAAGAUAACAAAUACUAGCAAAAACGACGAUCUGUCACCGAUGAUGACUAUUCAGAUUUCAGAUUCAGUGAUAAUUAGCCGGUGUGAUAAACACAGUUAGAAAGCCUUUUCUUGUAAGAAUUACAGUUUUCCAUCGCUUAUUUCCUCUAAACAGUUACAUACGGUAAGAAAGUUACAUCGUUACAUGUCUUUGAAUUGGAUCAGUUUAAUAAUUGUUAUAUUGCACCUAUUACUAGAAUUUGCUAUUUUGAGUGGCACUACGGCACUGCGAUAAUUUGGAUUCAUCAGAGUGUAUUAUUCACCUUAAACCUCUAUAGAAUAAGUAAGUUGAUUGAUUAAUAUUGCCUCAUCAAACAUUAUGUUACAUUGCCUUACCAUUAUAUAGUCCAAAAUACUUGGUAUAGAGCCGUGUAUCCCGGAAGCACGAAAGUAACAUCGUCGUACGGCAGGACACCAAAAUUCUUAAAGCGAUUUCCCACAACUACCUGUGUUUCGCUACAAAGGUUUGGUGACUCCCCGAACAAAACCUUUAAGAAUUUUGCUUCCAAGGAUGUUGACGGGAAACAAUUCCGGCUACAAUUGCCAUUCGUGCCAUGAGCAUGAUGCUGCUGAUGCGAUGGUCGCCUGUGAUGUGUGCGGUAACUGGCACCACUUCAAGUGUGUAGGAGUAGACGACACCGUUAAAACCCGCCGGUGGUUGUGCCAAGAAUGUGAUUCUGCUACGGUUUCUGGUCUGCUCAGUCUCCCGCAGGCGAAGGAUAAAGUGAACAAGUGCGGCGGUAGUAAGACGUCAAGGUCGCGAAGUAAGAAACCAGUCAAAUCGGUAGGAUCGAAAGUGAGCAUGACCUCCAGUGCCCGCGCUGCUGCGUUGGAAGCUCAGAUGCGCCUACUUGAAGAAGAAGAGCGACUAAAAGAGAUCGAAUUGAAGGAGCAAGAAGAGCUGCAACGUAGGGAAUUCGCCGAGGAACAACGCAAACUGGAGGCAAAGAAGAAGAUUAUGGAAGAAGAAACGAAGCUGCACGAGACAGAGUUGUUGAAGCAAAAGGCCUUGCAGGAAAAAAUGAUGUUAAUAAGACGAGAAUCCAUGGAGAAAAAGAAGGAAUUGAUGCGACAGCAGGCGGAAUCAAGUAGAUCAUCAUCAGCGUCACAUGUUUCCAAAUCCGACAGAGUAGUGGCUUGGGUUGCUUCACAGCAUCAGACUGAGGGAGACGAUCCGAAUAAUUUGGAACCACCGAUCACCACGUCCAACGCCCGUGUAGCGAACUUCGACUCACCACAACAGCACAACACCACAACAGCUCCUAGCCCACCCAUUAAUCAACUCUCAAGCCUUUCGUUAAAUGAUGAUCGACACGACAAGCACCCGGUGUUACCUACUACAUACAUGCAAAUUGCCGCCCGGCAGGUUACGGGCAAGGAUCUUCCGGCAUUCAGUGGCAACCCGGAAGACUGGCCGAUGUUCAUUCGGACCUACGAAGAAACCACAGUGGCAUGUGGGUUCUCCGACGUGGAGAACUUAGUGCGGCUUCAAAAAUGCUUACGUGGAAACGCUCUGGAAACGGUUCGUAGUCGCCUCAUGAUGCCCGCCGGAGUACCUCAUGUAAUCAAAACUCUGCAAAUGCGCUUCGGACGUCCGGAGCUCAUCAUUCGUUCACUUUUGGAACGAAUACGUCGCGUGCCAGCUCCGAAGCCAGAACGACUAGAUACCCUUAUUGAUUUCGGUUUGGCUGUUGAAAAUCUGGUCGUGCACUUGCAAGCUGCGAAGCAAGAAAACCAUUUGACCAAUCCGGUUUUGCUGCAAGAACUGGUUAUGAAGCUUCCAGCUCAGUUGAGAUUGGAUUGGGCUAGAUUCAAACUCCGACACCAAGAUGACACCCUGGCAGCUUUCGGCAACUUCAUGAACGAACUCAUUGAAGCAGCUAGUGAGGUAUCGUUUGAUCUCCCAUUCAACCUAACAACGAAGGUGGAGAAACCAAGAGAUCGAGAAAAAACCUUUGUCCAUGCUCAUGACGCCGUCGACGCCGAAUCGAGAAACACGGGUGCAAUAAGGAAAGCUCCUAAACCGUGCAUUUGUUGCAACUCCAUUGGUCAUCGUAUAGCAGAUUGCGAGGAGUUCAAGUCAAAAGACGUUGAGGAACGGAUGAGGAUAGUUCGGCAAAACAAUCUGUGCCGAAUGUGCUUGAAUUUCCACCACAGGUGGCCCUGUCGGACAUGGCAAGGCUGUAAUAUCGAAGGAUGUCGAGAGAAACACCAUCCUUUAUUGCACCAGUCCACGUCAUCUAGUCCUAUGCACCUGUCAUCCAGUCAUAGUACUAGUGUAGACAAGAGUUGUGAUCGUUAUCCGUAUUUCCGCAUACUCCCAGUGGUAGUGUCUAUGGGUAAUAAGCGACAAACGAUAUUCGCCUUCAUCGACGAAGGGUCUUCUUCGACCCUCUUGGAUAGGACAGUCGCCGAACAGCUUGGUUUGGACGGUCCGACAGAACCGUUGACGCUACAGUGGACCGGUAACGUCGCACGCCGGGAAUCCAAAUCGAAAAGAGUGCAUUUUCAAAUCGCCGGUGCUGAGAGAACAGAUGCAUUCCAGAUACAAGACGCCCACACUGUCGAACGCCUUCUUCUGCCGAAACAGACGCUGAUUUAUGGUGAGUUAGCUGGUCGCUAUCCCCAUUUACGUGGACUUCCAAUCGCCGACUACGAGUUAGCACAACCUAAACUUUUGAUUGGGCUCGACAAUUUGAGAUUAGGAAUUCCAUUGAAAAUUCGGGAAGGUCGUCUCAAUGAACCCAUCGCUGCAAAAUGCCGAUUGGGCUGGGCGAUCUACGGCUAUAGUGCCGGAGUCUCAAAGCCAACUGUGUCAGUCAACUUUCACGUGCCUGCUGCCAAGGAUGCGGACCACGAGUUAAAUGAGCAGCUUACCGAGUUCUUUUCGUUAGAUCAAACCGGUAUAAAAUCGUCGUUUGAGAUUCCUGAGUCAGAAGCAGACAAGAGAGCCAAGCGAAUAUUGGAGGAAACUACACGCCGAGUAUCUAACCGAUUUGAGACUGGACUGUUAUGGAAGUCUGACAAAAUUGACUUUCCCGAUAGUUUCCCGAUGGCUAUCAGAAGGCUCCAGUCGUUGGAAAAGAAGCUGUAUAAGGAUCCAUCUCUCCACCUUCGUGUUCGUCAAAAGAUUGAGGAAUACGUAAACAAGGGAUACUGCCAUCGAGCGACGGCAAAGGAGUUGCAUUCUUUCGAUACCAAGCGGGUCUGGUAUCUUCCGCUGUGCGUAGUCAUCAACCCGAAAAAGCCCCAAAAAAUUAGAGUCGUCUGGGAUGCGGCUGCCAAAGUGAAUGGUGUAUCGUUCAAUUCAGCUUUACUCAAAGGCCCAGAUCUACUGACUAGCAUCGUGUUUGUGUUAUAUCACUUCCGAGAACAUAGGAUCGCUGUUACUGGAGACCUAGAAGAAAUGUUUCUUCGACUCCUCAUUCGACCCCAGGACAGCCUAUCGCAGCGGUUCUUGUGGAGAGAAAAGCCUAGUGAUACACCAGUGGAAUAUAUAAUCAAUGUCGCCACCUUCGGGUCUACUUGCUCUCCGAGUUCGGCCCAAUAUGUGAAAAAUGUCAACGCGAGGGAAUACAUGGAAGCGUUUCCGAGAGCAUCUUCAGCGAUCAUCAAACACCAUUAUGUAGAUGACUAUCUGGAUAGCUUUGAGACGGAAGAAGAGGCUAUCGAGGUGGUCAACCAGGUAAAAUUCAUCCACAGAAAUGGGGGUUUCCACCUUCGCAACUUUCUGUCCAAUUCCGAAAGAGUUUUGGCAGCCAUCGAAAGUGUUUCUCAUGAUGAUUCAAAGGAAUUGAGUCUUUUGCGCGCUGAAAAAGUGGAAUCGGUGCUUGGUAUGAAAUGGAGUCCGUCCAAAGACAGUUUCAUCUAUACGCUAGCGCUUCGUGAAGAGCUGGCGAAUAUCGUAGAGCCCGAACAUAUCCCUACCAAACGAGAAAUGCUCAAACUGGUCAUGAGCCUUUUUGAUCCGCUUGGAUUUUUGACAUUCUACCUAAUCCAUGGAAGAAUCCUGAUACAAGACGCCUGGGCAACUGGAGUUGGUUGGGACGUCCCAGUCAACGAAGAUUUGUCUCGAAGGUGGUGGCAGUGGAUCAGCUUCUUACCAGCAUUGGGGAACCUCAGGAUUCCUCGAUGCUAUUUUCUCGGCCGAAUGGAUGAAGAAAAACAGCUGCAUAUAUUCGUGGACGCCAGCGAUGCAGCGUACGCAUGUGUGGCAUAUCUUCGUGCUGCGGGAACCCAAGGCGUAGAAGUGGCGUUUGUAGGUGCUAGAAGCAAAGUUGCGCCACUUAAGGUAUUAUCUGUCCCUCGAUUGGAGUUAAUGGCUGCGGUUAUAGGUGCUCGUAUGGCGGAUUCGGUAAUUGCUUCUCAUUCGUUCGAGAUCACAGAAACGUUUUUGUGGACAGAUUCCUCUACUGUCCUAGCCUGGAUCAGCUCGGAUCACCGGAGAUACCAUAAAUUUGUGGGAGUAAGAAUCGGAGAAAUACUGGCUCUAACCAAAAUAAAUCAAUGGAGAUGGGUGCCUUCAAAGUAUAACCCGGCAGACGACGCGACCAAGUGGGGAAUAGGUCCAAAAUUUGAUUCUGGCAGUCGCUGGUUCUGUGGUCCUCCCUUCCUUGUUCAUUGCGAAACAGAGUGGCCCAGAAAACAAAAUUCAUCACUCACCAGCGAGGAACUUGUCAGAAACCACAACGUACAUCAAAUUUCCUCCACACCAUUAGUAGAUUUUUCACGCUUCCACAAAUGGGAGCGAGUACUGCGAACACAAGCGUAUGUCUUCAGGUUCAUCGACAAUUUGAGGUGUUGUAGGAAUGGCCGACCUAUAGAUACUGGAAUCCUGAGCCGAGAAGAGUUGCGGAGAGCAGAAAGGGAGUUAUGGAAGCAAGCCCAAUCUGAAGCCUACAGUCAAGAACUAGCAAUUCUGCUGGAGACUAAAGGGGGCCCAACUGUUCGUCACAAUUUGCUUCCCAAGACUAGUCCUAUAUAUAAGUUGUGGCCGUACAUGGAUCACGAUGGUGUGAUCAGAAUGAGAGGAAGAAUAGGUGCUGCGUGGUAUGCUACAUCCGAUGCUAAAUACCCGGUUAUAUUACCAAAAUCCCAUAUGAUAACAUCGCUUCUGGUCGACUCGUAUCAUCGUCGCUAUCACCAUGCCAACCAGGAGACGGUAGUAAAUGAGAUGAGACAGCGUUAUGAAAUACCACACUUGCGUACUGUCGUGAAGCAAACGGCUAAAAAAUGUAUGAAAUGUAGAACAGAAAAAGCAGUUCCUCGACACCCACCGAUGGCCCCACUUCCGGAACAACGCGUCACGCCUUUCGUGAAACCUUUCACAUUCGUAGGCCUGGAUUACUUUGGGCCGAUAACGGUGAAAGUCGGCCGUGCUAACGUCAAGCGCUGGGUUGCACUCUUCACGUGCCUAACGGUGCGUGCUAUACAUCUGGAAGUAGUGCACAGCUUAUCUAGUGAAUCGUGUGUGUUGGCCAUACGACGAUUCAUUGCCCGCCGUGGUGCACCAGCAGAAUUUUUCAGCGACAACGGGACCAGUUUCGUUGGAGCGAACAAGCAGCUACAGGAAGAAGUUAACGCUAGAAAUCAAGUGUUAGCCACCACCUUCACUAACACCAACACACGGUGGAAUUUCAAUCCACCAGGUGCCCCCCAUAUGGGCGGUGUAUGGGAGCGCCUCGUGCGGUCGGUAAAGAACUCUAUUGGAACGCUCAUCGACGCUCCUCGCCGACCAACUGAUGAGGUGUUUGAAACGAUCCUGUUAGAUGCGGAGGCAAUGAUAAAUUCGCGUCCUUUAACGUAUAUGCCUCUAGAAACCGCCGACGAGGAAUCGCUAACUCCGAAUCAUUUUUUGCUGGGAAAUUCUUCUGGCGUUAAGCAACCCCCUUCGGAGAUCAACGAACGUCGUAUGAAUUUGCGGAGCUCUUGGACCCUUGUUCAACAUCUAACCGAUGUUAUAUGGCAAAGGUGGAUUAAAGAGUACCUGCCUGUAAUUACCAGGCGCUGCGGGUGGUUUGAAGAAGUCCGCGAGAUCCAGGAAGGUGACUUAGUGCUGGUGAUUGGUAAUACGGUCAGGAAUCAGUACGUGAGGGGGCGAGUCGAAAAGGUGUUCCCGGGACGAGAUGGACGCGUGCGUCAAGCUCUGGUGCGCACAGCUUCGGGGAUGUACAAGAGACCAGCCGUGAAACUGGCAUUGCUGGACGUCGGAUUACGUGAAAACUCUGGUCAGGACUAAUCGUCACCAGCUUUUACGGGUGGGGGGAUGUUGCGCCGAUCAGCUAGCCCCUCGGCCGAAUCGAUCAGUGUGGUUACCACAGAGCAUGACAGUAGGUAGAGAAGACAAGAUAACAAAUACUAGCAAAAACGACGAUCUGUCACCGAUGAUGACUAUUCAGAUUUCAGAUUCAGUGAUAAUUAGCCGGUGUGAUAAACACAGUUAGAAAGCCUUUUCUUGUAAGAAUUACAGUUUUCCAUCGCUUAUUUCCUCUAAACAGUUACAUACGGUAAGAAAGUUACAUCGUUACAUGUCUUUGAAUUGGAUCAGUUUAAUAAUUGUUAUAUUGCACCUAUUACUAGAAUUUGCUAUUUUGAGUGGCACUACGGCACUGCGAUAAUUUGGAUUCAUCAGAGUGUAUUAUUCACCUUAAACCUCUAUAGAAUAAGUAAGUUGAUUGAUUAAUAUUGCCUCAUCAAACAUUAUGUUACAUUGCCUUACCAUUAUAUAGUCCAAAAUACUUGGUAUAGAGCCGUGUAUCCCGGAAGCACGAAAGUAACAUCGUCGUACGGCAGGACACCAAAAUUGUAAGAUUGCAUUCCGUUUACUGAACUUAUACAAAACUAAUAAAGAUCUUUUUAGCUUAAAGCGAUUUCCCACAACUACCUGUGUUUCGCUACAAAGGUUUGGUGACUCCCCGAACAAAGACGCCCUUCAUUCAGUCGACCGGAAAAGUCGCGGUGCCCCAGUUAAGUUAUUACAAAAUAGUUGAUGCACCAUUUCCGUGGAUAACAUGAGGUCAACUUUGAGCAGCAAUUCUUGAAGAAGUCCUUUAUAAUGCCUCUGCAUUGUUUAACUAUUAUGAAUUCAAUAAUUCCGAAAGAAAAGCAUUCCUGUAGAAUUUUUGGUUGAACUCAUGAAGCACUUUGGAAGAACUUGAUUGAACUCGUCAAAAUAUCUAGCAGAACCGCAACAACGAACCUAAAAAAGAUCUUGUGUGUAGGAUGAUUGUGCAUUAUUUGCGUUAUGCUAUGCUAAUAUUCCGGUACUAGCUGUCCUGGCAAACGUCGUACUACCUGCCUACUGUCUUUUCAACAUCCAGCUCCAUAGAAAAGUGCCGCUCAACACGGAAUUCCAGAUUUUUCCGUUGUUCUUGCCUUCCCGGACACUUUUCUCAAAUAUUUGUUUGCACGAACACGUCGGAGCCCUGCACGAAAGCAACAGUGAAAGAAUUAGGUAUAUCCGUUGACCCGUUCCCGAGCCUAUUCGUGACAUACAAACACCAUUCCAUUUUUAUCUAGAUAGAUAGAUUUAUAUAGAUUAGUUUUUUUGUGUAAGAUAUUGAACUCAGCUUACAAGAUUGUGCACUCGUACAAGAAAAGUACCUGAAAUAAUGAAAAUAUUUCAUUCUGU
Molecule: messenger RNA, 8003 nt
Organism: Aedes albopictus (Asian tiger mosquito)
Lineage: Eukaryota; Metazoa; Arthropoda; Insecta; Diptera; Culicidae
Exons: 2
Coding region: 885-6611 (1908 amino acids)
Biological process (GO): DNA integration
Molecular function (GO): nucleic acid binding
Source: RefSeq, a predicted model, not a curated record